CUUUUGAUCAUAACAAAAAUGUUGAGCUUUAGCAAAGUAUUAAAAAACUGCCUUUCGGCCAGGAAAACGUGCAGCAGGCGCAUCUCGGCCCUCUAUAUAACCGGCGACAAGGCCAACGAGAACUAUGUGACUCUGCAGCCGUAUCUGGACUUCAAGGGAACCUUCAGCGACCGCCAAUCUUUGGAGCACAGCAUCGCCAGCCGGAAACUGGACAUUCGAUUGGAAACGGUGCUCGGCAAGUACGAGAAAUAUGGGCGGCACCACGCCCAGCUGGCUAGGGUCUCCGAGGAGCGGGAGGCGGUGACCAGGCAACUGAAGGAGCUAACCAAAUCCGGCGGCAGUGCGGAGCAACUGGAGGAGCUGAAAGAGCGUGGGAAAUCGUUGCGCAACGAUCUAAAGUCUCUGAAGCAGGCACUCUAUCCCAUCGAGGAUGACUUUAUACAUGACUACCUGCACCUGCCCAACCGCCUGCAUGCAGAGUGUCCCACUGGCGGCGAGGAGAAGCUACUCUAUCGACAUGGCUUGCCUAAAACGGAACUAAAAACCACCUCCCACUUGGAACGCCGGGAACUUGUACACUUUGUGGACAACAAUCGGUAUUAUAUGAUGGAGCAGGCUGCUCACUUCGAUGUCAAUGCCAUGCAAUCCCUGACCCGGUACUUUGUUAACCAAGGGGACUUCAUCCAAACAGCCAAUCCGGACUUUGUGCGUUGUGUUCUCCUGGAAGCGAAUGCCACACCUUUGAACGACUAUCAUUUGGUGCAGGAGGAGCAUUUGCAGAACAAGAUCAACACCGCCUUUCUGACCGGCGGAGCCUCCUUCGAGAGCUACCUGGGCGCCAUGACCAAGCUGUGCGUCUAUCCCUCCGUGCUGCCCCUGCGUUAUGUGUGCUGUGGUCGUAGUUACAACAAAGCGGAAGCGGAGUUAUAUGGACCUACGCCCAGUCUUUAUACGGCGACCCAAACGAAUGCGGUGCAGAGCUUUGUGGCCACUCAAACGGCGCAGGAAGCGGACGCCCAACUAGAGCACAUUCUCAGUCUAGCGAUUGACUUUUACAAAGCUUUGGAUAUUCCCUUCCGGGUGGUUUAUGCUCCAGCAGAGGCACUCACUCCCUCGGAGAGUCUCCGGGCAGUCCUGGAGGUAUAUGCACCAUCGCUUCAGCGCUACGUUUGCGUGGGAAGGAUCAGCAACUAUGGAGACUUUGUGUCCAAGCGGAUUCUCUUCAGCACAAGGCGAGAGAAGCACUACGAUUUCCUGCAUCUGGUGGGUGGACCCGUGCUAUACACCUCCCGUCUAAUAGCAGCUCUUCUGGAACACGGCAUUCGCCUCGAAGACUGCAAACUAUUGGGUGCCACUAACCAGAAACCCACUCAUCAGCAGGACUUGCAGCAGUUCAAGGACCUUUUCACGUAGAAAACGAUCUUUGUUUGUUUCCAGGUGUCCUUAAGUCUAACAAUAAGUAAAAGUUAAGUUUUACAUACAA
Drosophila takahashii is the source of this 1483-nucleotide messenger RNA. It is a transcript of the gene Slimp, whose product is annotated as Seryl-tRNA synthetase-like insect mitochondrial protein. The record is from RefSeq and is a predicted model, not a curated record. Gene Ontology annotation, biological process: seryl-tRNA aminoacylation. Gene Ontology annotation, molecular function: tRNA binding; serine-tRNA ligase activity; ATP binding. Lineage: Eukaryota; Metazoa; Arthropoda; Insecta; Diptera; Drosophilidae. Gene Ontology annotation, cellular component: mitochondrion.